Messenger RNA from Fusarium vanettenii 77-13-4, 426 nucleotides. RefSeq lists its product as uncharacterized. Lineage: Eukaryota; Fungi; Ascomycota; Sordariomycetes; Hypocreales; Nectriaceae. The record is from RefSeq and is a predicted model, not a curated record. The transcript is spliced from 2 exons. The annotation marks the transcript as partial.
AUGGCGCGCAUAUCAUUCAUCAUACUCCUACUGGGAGCCUUCAUUUCGCUAGCGGCAGCAUCCGCGCCGACCUUUUGCAAAUGCACAUGCUUCAAGAACAGCACCAUCAUUCCCCUCGGUCCCAAGGGCGAACGAUCCCCCUCCCAGCUGCGUCGCUCCGCAGUCCUCGAUUACGGCGACUUUACCCCCGCAAACGAUAUCCGUUCCGCCUCCGCGCUGGAGCCGCGCUCCAAGUCCAAGUCGUGUUCCGAGUGCACAAAGGCUUUCUGUCUCAAGCAGGGCAUCAGCUUUUGCAAGGGCGCUACAGAGGAGGACGUCACGACACUAUGCUUCCAGCGUGACAGCAACAAGGACAAGAUCAUUGUGUGGGGGUUCAUCAUCGGUACUGUCGGCUUGCUGGGCUGGGCUGCAUUCAAGAAGGUUGUU